This is a messenger RNA of Cryptotermes secundus, 4379 nucleotides long. RefSeq names its product DNA replication licensing factor Mcm7 (gene Mcm7). Gene Ontology annotation, cellular component: nucleus; MCM complex. Lineage: Eukaryota; Metazoa; Arthropoda; Insecta; Blattodea; Kalotermitidae. Gene Ontology annotation, molecular function: ATP hydrolysis activity; single-stranded DNA binding; single-stranded DNA helicase activity. The transcript is spliced from 14 exons. The coding region runs from base 103 to 2262 and encodes 719 amino acids. The record is from RefSeq and is a predicted model, not a curated record. Gene Ontology annotation, biological process: DNA replication; DNA strand elongation involved in DNA replication; DNA replication initiation.
UCGUAGCCCGCCAAAAUAUCGUGAAACGGCUGUCCUUAGUGUGUGCUUGCGGUUGAGAAGUAUUUUUGUUAUUUUAUGUAGUGUUGAAGGGAGUAGAACAUAAUGGCAGGAAAGGAUUAUAUUAAUGAUAAAGAAAAACUUAAGCAGUUCUUAAUAGAAUUUGCUGCCAUCGAUGCAGAAGGUCACAAAGACUUCAAAUAUGUGCAUCAGUUGGUGAAGAUAGCACACCGAGAGAAGGUGGCCCUGAUUUUUGAACUCGAUGAUGUAUAUGAAUUUGAUAGUGGAUUGGCAGAAGCAAUUGUGAACAACACACGUCGAUAUGUCAGCAUUGCAUCUGAAGUUGUCUAUGAGAUGUUGCCAGACUACAAGCAACGAGAGGUGACAGCAAAGGACUCGCUUGAUGUGUAUAUAGAACAUCGCCUGCUGAUGGAGCAGCGCCUGCAUCAGCCUGGUGAACAGAGGGACCCACGUAACAAGUAUCCACCAGAGCUCAUGAGACGCUUUGAAAUAUAUUUCAAAGACUUGAGCCUGAACAAGCCAAUUCCAGUUCGAGAUGUGAAGGCAGAACACAUUGGCAAGUUGGUGACAGUACGGGGCAUAGUGACACGAUGUACUGAAGUGAAACCAAUGAUGGUGGUCGCCACAUACACUUGUGACCAGUGUGGUGCAGAAACCUAUCAGCCGGUGAACUCACUCACCUUCAUGCCUCUUGCUAUGUGUCCAAGUGAGGACUGCAGAGUCAACAAGGCAGGCGGCCGCCUCUAUCUGCAGACCCGUGGCUCCAAGUUCAUCAAGUUCCAGGAGCUGCGAAUUCAGGAGCAUAGUGAUGCUGUGCCUGUCGGGAACAUCCCUCGCAGUCUUACUGUACUGUGUCGUGGCGAGACUACUCGCCAAGCUCUACCGGGUGACCACGUCUCAGUUUCAGGCAUCUUCCUUCCCCUGUUGCGCACCGGGUUCCGACAGAUAGCCCAGGGUCUACUGUCUGAGACGUUUAUGGAUGCACAUCGUGUGGUGCACCUGAACAAGACAGAAGUUGAUGAAGCUCCAGCCGCAGACCUGACACCAGAAGAAGUGCAGCAAUUAACUCACGAAGACUUCUACGGCCUUCUGGCAAGCUCCCUUGCACCUGAGAUCUAUGGACAUGAAGAUGUGAAGAAAGCUUUGCUGCUUCUGCUCGUGGGUGGUGUGGACCGUCGACCUCAGGGAAUGAAGAUACGAGGCAACAUCAACAUCUGUCUCAUGGGUGACCCAGGUGUUGCCAAGUCUCAGCUUCUGUCAUACAUCGAUCGGUUGGCAGCUCGUAGCCAGUACACAACUGGUAGAGGUUCAUCAGGAGUCGGUCUCACUGCAGCUGUCAUGAAGGAUCCCUUGACUGGUGAGAUGAUGCUAGAAGGUGGAGCACUUGUACUUGCUGACCAAGGCAUUUGUUGUAUUGACGAGUUUGACAAGAUGGCUGACUCUGAUCGAACCGCCAUACAUGAGGUGAUGGAGCAGCAGACAAUCUCAAUUGCCAAGGCAGGGAUCAUGACUAGUCUGAAUGCACGAGUUAGCAUUCUGGCGGCAGCAAACCCAGCGUUUGGAAGGUACAACCCGCGUCGCACAGUGGAGCAGAACAUUCAGCUUCCUGCAGCCCUCCUGUCUCGUUUCGACCUGUUGUGGCUCAUACAGGACAGGCCAGAUCGAGACAAUGACCUGCGACUGGCCCAACACAUCACGUACGUGCACCAGCACUGUAAGCAGCCACCAGCGACUGUGCAGGCCCUGGACAUGCGGGUCAUGCGCCGCUACAUUGCGCUCUGCAAGAAGCAAGAACCGGUCAUUCCAGAGGAGCUCACAGACUAUAUUGUGGAUUCAUAUGUGGAGAUGCGCAAGGAAGCACGAAAUGGGAAAGAUAUGACAUUCACAUCAGCAAGGAACCUUUUAGCCAUCCUGCGUCUCUCAACAGCUUUAGCUCGCUUGCGCCUGUCAGAACAAGUUGAAAAAGAAGAUGUGAAAGAAGCCAUUCGCCUUACAGAGAUGUCUAAAGAUUCCCUCAACCAUGCAGAAGAUCGGCAUGGAAGAGCCCAGAAUGUGAUGGACAGGAUCUACAGUGUGAUUCGUGAGCUGGCAGGAGAGAGCAAGACGGUGAAGAUGGCAGACGUGCUGGAGCGCUGCGCCAGCAAGGGCUACACACCUGACCAAGUGGAGGAGUGUCUGGAGGAGUAUGAGGAGCUGAAUGUGUGGCUCAUCAAUCAGGCUCGUACCAAGAUCACCUUUGUGUAACUGGGGCAUUGGGUUGACUGCUCAGCAGAUAUGGAAAAUGUUCUACCAGGGCUGCUUGAAGGUGUACCUCCAGCUGUGAGGCAGAAGAAUUUGUGGUUUCAGCAUGGCGGAACUGCAGUGCACUAUGGGGAAGGUGUCCACCAGUAGCAGAACAUGACUGACAUACCCAAGAAAGUGGAUUGGAUGCCAGUGUUUUAUGGUGGGGACAUCUGAAGGAGCAUGGUCAUGCAGUCCAUCUCAGACUUUCAAAGAUGUUGCAAGACUUCAGGUGGCUGUGACAUCAGUUACUGUCAAGAAGUGUUUGACAGAGUGCUAGGAUGCCACUUUGAACACCUGUUGUAGCUAUGAGGUGUCAGUGGUUUAAUCAUAUGAUAGCUUGUGCCAUUUGACAGUGACAUAUAUCUUGAAAAAAAGGUGCAGAGCAUAUGUUGUGUUCUAUAUUCUAUUAGUGUAUUUUAACAAGAAGUCACUGUGGAGAGUUUGUGUGUGAAUUUCUUUCCCCCCCCCCUGUAUAUAACUUCUGCAGAUGAUGCAACAUUGAUGUUCUGAACAUCAUGUCAUAAUGGUCAGCACUUCUGCUUCAUAUUCAAGAGGUCAUUGCAGAAAGCAGCUGUCGUGACAGCUUUAUAUUGCUUACCUUCCCCAUCCUUUCCAGUUCGUCAUUUUAUAUUAUGUAAUUAUAAAUAAUGCAGGAAUUGGAAAGAAGUAAUUUGCUCUUGUUGUUAUCAUGUCUGCCUUUCUAAAUAUUAUGACUGGUUUGUCUUACAGAUGUUACAAAGCAGCCAUCUGCCCUUUUAGAGAUCUUCCCAACUUGCUGCUUUCUCUGGAUUGAUAUAUUAUAAUUUUGUUCUUUCAGUAUGUUGUUUCCAUUUUACGAGUAUUCUGCGUGAAGGCAUUUUACUUGAAGUUUGUAACGCUUCUUUCACCUAACACUACAAAGAUCACUGAGUUCAACUGUUUAAAGUGUUCAUCUCUUGCUGUCUCCUCCUUGCAUUUUCUUUCAUCUCCACCCUGUUGCAGGCAUGAAGAGUCUUUGUAUUCCAAUGUUGUUCUUAAGACAUCUCUCCCUGUUCCUCUGCCUCAGUUACAUUUAACAUAACAUGUUCAGUGACUGUUUUAAGCUUCUGUUCAUCUCAGGACCAGUGUUCCAUGAUUAAUAUUCAGUGUCAUUGUCAUGAUAAACUUCAUCUGUUUCUCUGUUUUGUAGUCAUGUGACUUUGACAUCUGUGGUUUAUUGCUGAUACUUUUUUGGAAAUGUACAUUUUUACUGGAGUGCCAGAAGCCAGGCUGUUGGCAUGUCCUCACAUUUUCCUGAGUGAUGUCUAAGAGUGUCAAGAUUUUGUGUUCAAAAGUUGGAGGGUCCGCUAUGGGAUAUUUGCAUUCUGUUUUGAUUCUUCAUGUUUACAGAAGUGUACGUCCUGCUACCGAGCUAGUGAACAUUUUUGGUUUGUCACCAUCAUCAUCAAUGAUGUUCUCCACGGUUAAAUAAGUGAACCUGUCUUAGAGGUUGGGUGAUGGUGACAGCAUUGUGAAUGUCAUUCCAGUUGGCUGCAGAUGUUACAACAGGCAAACUCAAGUUAUGCGUCAUAACUGAUGAAUACACAUAAGAAUAUUAUUUGAAAAUUAGAAAUACGUAAUACAGGAAACUCCUCAGCUUCCACCAAUUGUGCAUCACAUUACUGGAGCAAGAUGCCCCAAUGGCCUAGUUUUACAUUCUUUUGUACCACCAUUCUGCAAAAUGAAAGUAUGGCUGCCAGUCCCUAUUCCUGGAUGGUAGAGAUUAAGGAGGUGACAUUAGUCUAAUAUGUAGAGACUGAAGUAAUUUUGUGUGGAAAGUUAUCAAGAUCGAUGUGUUCUUUCAUAGGAUAAUUUUUAAAAGUUUGGGGGUACAUCUCUGGGUCUGAAAUGAAAACAGAAAAACGACAUUUAUAAAAAAAUUAACUGUUAAUAUUUUUGUUUAUUGAUAUAUAUUGCCUUGGUUACAGUUUGCCUGUUUGUUACAUUAUUUUGUUUUAUGUACAAGAGCCAUGGCAUCCCAUUCUCUCUGCAGUAAACAGUAACAGUGGUGUAAAAUUUGGAUGUGUUGUGUGAAGAAAUAGAGUACAGUGGUAAAUUCA